Molecule: messenger RNA, 2852 nt
Organism: Lytechinus pictus (painted urchin)
Lineage: Eukaryota; Metazoa; Echinodermata; Echinoidea; Temnopleuroida; Toxopneustidae
Product: probable splicing factor YJU2B
Exons: 5
Coding region: 140-1738 (532 amino acids)
Biological process (GO): mRNA splicing, via spliceosome
Cellular component (GO): post-mRNA release spliceosomal complex; U2-type spliceosomal complex
Source: RefSeq, a predicted model, not a curated record
GAGAAAGCAAGUGAACCGGUAUUAUCCGCCGGAUUUUGAUCCGGCCAAACACAAGAGCAUCAACAAGUACCGCAACUCUCACCCGCUGAGAGAGAGGGCCAAGAAAUUGAGCCAGGGCAUUUUAGUCAUCCGGUUUGAGAUGCCCUAUAACAUAUGGUGUGGUGGAUGCGGAAAUCAUGUAGGCAUGGGGGUGAGGUACAAUGCAGAGAAAAAGAAGGUUGGAAAGUAUUACACUACUCCCAUCUAUCAGUUCAAGAUGAAGUGUCAUCUUUGUGAUAAUUACAUCGUCAUGGAAACUGACCCCAAGAACUUUGACUAUACCAUCAUCAGCGGGGCACAACGCAAGAACCAGAAAUGGGAUAUGGCCGAGAAUGAGCAGGUUUUGACUGAGGAUAGGGAAGCUGUAAAGAAGCUUUCCCGAGAUGCAAUGUAUAAGUUAGAACAUGGUGUUGACGAUACAAAAAAGCUGAAGAAAGCCGCACCAUCUCUCACAAAGAUUGCAGAGAUUCAGUCAGCUAAGAAGGAUGAUUACGACCAGAACCAAGCCCUCAGAAAGAAAUUUAGGACGGAGAAGAAGGAGCUCUCUGCUGUUGAAGCUAGUGACAAUGCUCUUUUAUCAAAAUCUUCUUUAGAGAUUGAGCUUGUACCAGAGACUGAGGAGGACAAGAAAUUGGCUUCUCUUCUAAAAUAUUCAGUUCCAGAAUCUUAUGAGGAAAAGAGGGAGCAGAAGCGUGAGUCAAUCCAGAGCAGAAACAUAUUCGCUCCAUCCACAGUUAGCUCUCCAAACAGCAUUGAAAUUUCUCCACGUUCAUCCUCCUCGUCAUCUUCUUCCUCCACAUCCUCGUCAUCCAAGAGGUCAUCUGGAGCACAGCAAACACUGAUCAACAAGGUCAUGAAGAAGGCAUCGGUCUUUGGAUCUCUGGGGUCCAAGAGCAGUAGCAGCAGUGGUCUCAAGGCCUCGGCCAAGGAGUGGCUGGGGAGAACAACAAAAUCAUUAAUAGGUGGGACUGCUGGAAUCAUUUUGAAAAGAAAACGCAAGUCCAGUGAGGACAAUGCUUCUGUUAUUCAUGAAGUGAGUAAGAGAUCCAAGCUGUCUGAUGAGACGGAAACUAGGGAAGGUGGUAAAUUGACUCUGAAAGGAGGUGCUACCGAAGAGCAGUCAGAUCAUAGCGUAAAUAUUGAUAAAGAUGCAAGGUUACAGGAAUUAGACGUAGGUGAUACAGAAGACAUACAAGGUCUGCAGGAUGAUCCUAUGGACCCAACUAAAGCAGAGAGAGUUCUACCAUCAGGAAUGUCUUUCUCACCAAAAGCACAUCAAAUUGAGGAAGGUAGAUGCUGCUCCGAGAGUCUGUCUAGGAGUACUCUAAGCUCUUCAUCUUUUUCAAACAGUUCCGAUAAGACUCCAGGAAAAUCAACUGCUUGUGGUAGAAAGGUCUCAUCAGGAAUCGGGGAUACAUCCCUGCCAAGCCAUACACACUGUGCACAAAGUAGAAGAGAAAGCCCGAACUCCUCCACCGAUGUGAACAGCAAUUCUGAAGCACAGUCCCAAUCACACAUAAGAACGUUUGAACAUGAAGAGAUCGAUGCAGCACCCAAGGGUUCUACGUGUGAACAUGACUCAUCCAGUCUCAGUGUUGAAGGUGACGGAGAAAUAUCGAGAACAGAAAGUCUCCAGAAAAGCUCACUCUCGUUGGUUUCUUGUUAUUCUUCCAGUAGCGGCAGUGAGGAUGAGUUAUGAAGUGGUAUAUCCUUUACUCUAUCCUUUAACGAUAAAAUCUAUACCCCACAAGUUAUACACUACAAACUGUUCAUGUUUGAUAGUUGAAAGGUAAGGUUAAGUUUUAGUCGUGUGCAGGAUUUUUACACGUUGCUGCAUUGGUCAGAUCAUGCGCAUUGGAGGUACUCGGGUGUGUAUAGUUCAAGUUCCUGUGGUAUAUCACACAUCGCCUCAUUGGUCGGAUCAUGCUAGGGUUAAGGUUCUCUAGUAAGUAGUCUUCAGUGAUCUAAUCUGUUGAAUACCAUGUGCACAUUUGGUGGGUACUUAAUCAUGAUUUCAAGUCACUCUUUUGAGAAUCAUCCCCAGUUCUGUGAUUCAUCAAUAUUGUAAUAAUAAUAAUAAUAUAGGGUAUUUAUAUUGCGCACAUAUCCACCUUGUUAGGUGCUCAAGGCGCUCCUAUAUUACCCGGCUAAGCUAGGCGUUCAUAGCGCACACAGCUUUUCCCGGCUUAAAGCCGGGAAAACAUUGCUAUGUAUAAAACAUAUUUUGUUGUUAAUUUUGAUGAUUAUUUUCUUUUGGUAGCGUUAAUGGCAUGUAAAGGUAAGUUUUACUUAUUCAAAAGAACAAAUGACAAGGCAGUAAACAUUGUUUAUUUCGUUCUGAUUAAUAUUUAAUUAUUCUUUUUGAUGGUAGAAAGGACAGACAACAAAGGAUACACUAAUAUAAAAGAAUGGUGAUAAAAGAGUACCGAAGUGUGACGUCAGUUGCCAUGGUGUCAUGGCGGGCUAGUUCUAAACAGAGUCGCACCUGAUGAUCGUCUGUACACAUUUGUAUUUGCAAAAGACUUUGGCUCGUCUAAAAAAUAGUUUGCAAGCCAUCAAAUUCCGAUAGCAGCCAUUUUCCCCUAUAAAAGAUGAGAAACACACGCUUUCAUUUAGCGGGUUCAUUUGUUUAGAACCAGGCUGCCAUGACACCAUGGCAACUGAAGAUUCCGGGAUAAAACAAUUAUAUAUUGUUGAACCGCCGUAUCAUGGGCCAGGAGUACCGCUAGGCUGGGUGGAGCGGUAGCUCAAAACCUAAAGAAGAUUGCCAUAUCUACUUCAUACAACUAUAUUUUACCCUGGGCUUGACCAAU